This is a messenger RNA of Olea europaea var. sylvestris, 280 nucleotides long. RefSeq lists its product as uncharacterized. Bases 27 to 254 code for a protein of 75 amino acids. NCBI's taxonomy places the organism in Eukaryota, Viridiplantae, Streptophyta, Magnoliopsida, Lamiales, Oleaceae. The transcript is spliced from 2 exons. The record is from RefSeq and is a predicted model, not a curated record.
CUCUGGGAGUAGAGAAAGAAAAAUCAAUGGAGGCAGAGAAUUGCAGGCCAUUAGGCUUCUUGAUUGGUCUUCCUUUUGCUUUUCUUUCCUUAAUCUUAUCUCUCGUAGGCCUUCUUGUUUGGGUUAUUGGGAGUUUCUUGAGUUGUAUAUGCCCGUGUUGCAUGUGCUGCGCUGGAAUUGCAAAUUUCUCUGUAAGCCUUGUGAAGAUGCCUAUCAAUGUAAUCAGAUGGUUUAUUGAUUUGAUACCUUGUUGAUUAUACACACACACACAUAUAAGAUU